AUGAUCUCAGACACCAACAUUGGCGACUAUGAAAUCAUCAAGGGGGCUGUGCUGGGAACUGGUGCCUUUGCUACUGUUUGGAAGGGCCGCUCCAAGAAGGACCCCUCUAAUCUGGUAGCCAUAAAAGCUAUCAAGAAGAAAAACUUCCUCAAGUCUCAACAACUUCUCAGUAAGGAGAUCACUAUACUCAAGGAGUUAUCAAGUCUACAUCACCGAAAUGUAGUGGGGCUGCUGGACUGUGUGGAGCUGAAGGAUGAUGUCUGUCUGGUGAUGGAGUUUUGCAAUGGUGGGGACCUGGCAGACUGUUUACAUAGAAAUGGCACACUCAGUGAAGACACCCUGUGUUCCUACGUCAAGCAGAUUGCUGAAGCCAUGAAAGCCCUGCAGCACAAAGGGAUUGUUCACAGAGACCUCAAACCUCAGAACAUUCUCCUGUGUUACCAGGGCACCAAGUACCCACACCCUUCAGAGAUGCUGCUGAAGAUUGCCGACUUUGGGUUCGCCCGCUUCAUCAGUGGAGCAGAAAUGGCCACCACUUUGUGUGGGUCACCCAUGUACAUGGCCCCGGAAGUGAUCAUGUCUGUGAAGUACAGUGCCAAGGCUGACCUGUGGAGUAUUGGUACAAUAUUGUACCAGUGUCUGACCGGCAGAGCUCCCUUCCAAGCACACAACCCCCAGGAGUUAAAGAAGAAAUAUGAGAAGAGUCCCGGACUCAAACCCAAUAUACCUGCCAGCACCUCGCCGGAGUUGCGCGACUUGCUGCUACGCAUGCUGAAGAGAGAUGCAGAGGAGAGAAUUUCUUUUGAUGAGUUUUUCACACAUCCGUUCCUGCUGAUGUCUAGUCCAAUGAAAG
Candidula unifasciata is the source of this 853-nucleotide messenger RNA. NCBI's taxonomy places the organism in Eukaryota, Metazoa, Mollusca, Gastropoda, Stylommatophora, Geomitridae. The record is from the annotation of a GenBank genome assembly.